Lagopus muta (rock ptarmigan) is the source of this 6309-nucleotide messenger RNA. It is a transcript of the gene TCEANC, whose product is annotated as transcription elongation factor A N-terminal and central domain containing. The record is from RefSeq and is a predicted model, not a curated record. Gene Ontology annotation, cellular component: nucleus. Gene Ontology annotation, biological process: DNA-templated transcription. NCBI's taxonomy places the organism in Eukaryota, Metazoa, Chordata, Aves, Galliformes, Phasianidae. The coding region runs from base 2806 to 3894 and encodes 362 amino acids. The transcript is spliced from 2 exons.
UCUCCUUGCUGUUUGUCAUACGAGCUGAGGAAAGCACUUCUUUGGAAGUGAUGUCUGGACAUAAAUACAAUAUUGAGCUCUCACAAGACUUCAAAAUGUCAGGCAAGAAUGAGCUGUUUAAAGACAAGUGAAGUGAAAGCAGACAGCAUUUGCCAUGGAGGUCAGGCCAGGUCUGUAGUCUGUGCUUGUAGAAACAUAAUGAAAAUUGAUGCUCACUUUCUUGUCUUUCUCCUUUUCUUUUGAGCUCCAAGGCCCUACCUAAUGUUUAAACUUAUUUCUGGCAUGCACAGUACAACUGAAUACUGCAAAAUGUACAAAUUAUCCAGCUGUAUCUCUUCCUUCUCUCUUGGGAGGUUUCAUCAUGGAAAUAGUGAUGGUGCAAGAAAUGUACUUGUGAGUUCCUUCAAAUGUGACUGUGUGUAGCUGGCAUUGUAUCAGUUUCUAAGUGCAAGUGACCUUUUAUAGAGUCAGGAUGCAGGCAACUUCAGCUGGCACAUUUUUCUGCAGAUACAGAAGACUAAAUCAUAUGAAAAGGGACACAUGCUCACAGCACACCAUUCAGUGUGUCUACACAUUUAAUUCUGUUCAGCACCAGGAGAAUAAUGUUAGUAAUAUUUGUGCACAGCAAUGCACUAGGCAUCUUUUUGAAAGGAUUUUUCAAUAAUUAGAAGGAAAUCUCAUUCAAGUCCUAAAACCCUGCUUUCUGAAAUGUCUUUUUCUCUUUUCAUUUAACACCAGUCAGAAUAUAUGGGAGCAUGCUUCAAUAAAGCUGUUGCUGUAAGACAACACAUGUAUCACUAUUAAGGUACAUGUGAUGUGUCUUUAACUUUUAAGAAUUUGCAAAAGUAGCAAGUAGGAGUUUGCAGAUGUCACUGUUGUUAAAUCAGUCUGUAGGUGUCACUGUUUUUGAGCGGCCUUGAUGACCAAACUGUAACAUAAUAACAGAGCUAGAAAGGGAAAGAGCAGUGAUAGGGACGUGUUAAAAGUUUACCAGUCUGAUGUGACUCUCUGUUAGCAGUGAAGAGAUGAUUUUGGAAGAGAGAGAAUGCAUGGUCUCUUGCAUAACCAGAGAAAGAUUUCAGUAUUGCUGGUGAUCGUGGGUCACAUACGAGCCAGAGUGUGAUUUGGGGCUUAUGAUCCAUUGAGUUACAUUAGUAUCACUUGCCUAAUCGUACUGUGGAGUAGUUCUUAAUCUUAGCUUUACAGCUUCUAAUAAAAUGUGUGCAGCUUACUCUUCAUUAACUGUACAAAUUACUCAUAUUAGGUUGUGGCAAUACUUAAAAGUUCUUCAGAACACCUGAAAAUUCUGAUAUCUUCAAUAAGGUCUUGAAAAAAAUCAAUUAGGUAUUUUUUGUUAGAUUCCAUUCCCACAUUUACUCGGUAGUUUUAUUCUUUAAAAGUAAGAAAAGCUUGAGGAAAAAGUCUGAAAUGAAGGAUCAGUCCUCAUACAUCUCAUCUGUCUGUAAUAGAAGUUAACUUUAAUUGGAACUUGCAUGUUUUAUUAAAAUCAAGACAACAGAACAGAUAAUCAAACAUCUCAGUACUUAGAACAAUUUAUGAAAAAGGUCUUGCCAAAUUAGGGUGGAGUUAUUGUGAUGUCUGUUUAAAAAAAAAAAAAAAAAGUGGUUUUUUUUCUGAUAUUCUGUAUCACUGCAAUGUUUAUUUGUAGUCAGAUACUUGGAAGUACUGAAAAGUGGGAAAAGAUGUUGAAAUACAGAUUCACAGCAGUUGAGACUUAGAGUCUUUUUUUUUUUUUCUGAGAAAGAUCAUUUUGCACGUUUUGGAAAGAUGGCAGCAGAAUCUUGCUUGGUUUGAGGUGAAUUUUCAUGUUGCAAUUUGUAACUUUCAGAUUAAAUAAGUUGCAGUGUUUACUUCUACAAGUCUGUCCUUGAGUACUAUCAGGAAGGUAGUACAGAACGUAUUCAGCAAUGAGGACAUUGUGUUAUUCAAAUAGCUGCUGCAGCAGAAGGACAGGAUUUUUAAUACAUUCAUAAUUUGUGCAAUGGAAAAACAAACAUUCUCCAAAACCAGCAUUUUUAGUAAAUUGAAUCUGUUGACACUAAUCCUGUGAAAACUCUUGAUAUUUUGCUGCCUUAUGAGUGAGGAGAGGAUGGUAUGUUGCCUAUAAAGCUUCCCUUUCUGUGUUUUGGAAAAAGUAUAAACUUACAGCAGAUUUUUAUACAUCAACGAGUGUUUAUCUGUUGCUUUCAGUGAAAAAUACUGAAUUUCAGAACUCCUUGGUAGUCCAGUGGUAUGAAUGCUAAUGCAUUAAACACCACAAAAUCCACCUGUACUCUCAGCUGACAGAAUGGCUUUGUAGUUACUUAUCUCCUGUAGUAGCUGAGACUUUCCCUGGGUACUUCUAUUUUGCUGUGUGUGCACAGAAAAACAGCUUUGAUUCGACAUUUUUAUUGUGCUGGCAGUGUCCUCCUUGGUGCAAUGUUUGGUAAAUUACUGUUUUUUCCUUAAAAACUAGUUUCACACCCUAAUUUUGAAUAGUUAACUCUGCCUCAGCAGAAGUUCCAAAGCCCUUCUUUCUGCCAGCUUUUUCCUUGCUUGAGUUAGACUAGUAUGCCCACUUACACUUUCCUAGGGCCUGGCUUCCUGGGUUCUAUGUUUGUUCUGCUAAUUCCACUAUAAACCAUUUCAAGAAAAGGUUGGAAAAACCAGUGAUAUAUCCAAAUAAAAUAGUGUAAAAGAACAUACAAGAUAAAAACAAGCUGGCGAUAAUAUAAAGAAAAUGAUAUAAUAAGUGUCCUAGUUGCAGAAAUUGUUUUGUGUUUUUUUCUUAUUUCAGAUUUAAAAAUGUCUGACCAGAAAAAUAUUAUAUACAGAAUCCAUUGUAUUGAAAAGUUACUCUCUGAGAACAAUUUCCAAGAUAUUGAGGAUCAUCUUAGAGAGCUUGAAGAUGUCAGUAUGACUGUAGAAUAUCUUCAGGAGACUGAAGUUGUCAAGAUUGUAUACAGAGUACUCAAGAGCUGCCCUUCAGCAGAGCUGAAAAAGAAAGCAAAGCAACUGUUAUCAAGAUGGAAAGCACUUUACAAGAACAACCGUCUUCAGUCAGUGCAAGGCAAGAAGUCAGUUUCUGUGUGUGUGGGUGAGGAAUCUGAACAUCUUGGGAUUCCUGGAGAACAGCUGCUGUCUGAAGGCCCUUGUCAGCAGGUGGUAUUAGCUGCUGCCCCUUCUAAAAUGUUGGUCCCACCACAAACCAUUAAAAAAGUGGUAAGUAACAGUGCAGAGGGCAGCAUAGAUCAGCUUUCCCCUUUUGAGGAAGGACGCAUCGAUAAUGAAGGUUCUAAACCUCUUGUGAAUGAAGCAGGCUUGCAGCAGGAUCACAUGAGAGCUCUGAGGUGUAAAUGCACAGAUCUUCUUUAUAAAGCUUUGACUGGUUCUGCCAAAGACUGCCAAGACAAAGAAGAAACUGAUAAAUGGCUAGAGCUGUCUAAAGAAAUUGAAGAACAUGUUUUUGCUCUUCAUUCUAAAAAUGACAAAAAGUAUAAAAAUUGCAUCAGAAGUAAAAUCUCUAACCUGAAGAACCCUAAAAGUUGCAACUUAAAACAUAACCUUUUUUCAGGGACUUUGAGUCCAAAGGCUUUUGCCGAGAUGACAGUGAUGGAAAUGGCCGGUGAUGAACUGAAACAGCUCAGGGCCCUGUACACAGAGUCCUCCAUUCAAGAACAUCAGCUUCCACAAGUUAUUAAUGGCACACAGACAAGCAAAAUAAAGUGUAGGCGCUGUGAAAAAUUUGAUUGCACUGUCACUAUGAUUGCCAGAGGAACUCUCUUUCUUCCAGGCUGGGUGCGCAACACAAAUCCAGAUGAGCAAAUGUUGACCUUUGUUAUUUGUAAUGAAUGUGGAGAACAAUGGUAUCACAGCAGAUGGAUUUGUUUGUAAUGCUCACUCACUUUAAGAAGUCACUCAAAAGCACAGAUAAGAGAAGAUGUCUCUUGAAACCGUGUAGUGUAAAAGCGGAUAUUGACACUAUGUAGACACAAAAAUUGCAAAAGCACUUUUAAAAGUUGCUAAGUUAUUUUUGAAGAUCUACUGAAAUUUGUUUGGUUGAGGUUUUUUUGUUUGUUUUUUAAGUGGUAUGGCUAUGUGUUAAAACAAAACAAAAAAAAAAUAAAGGGUCCUAUUUAGCAAACUUAAUUUUCUUGUAUGACAAGAACACCCAUCUAAUUGAUGAAGGGAAGCCAACUGAUGACAUCUUUUUCAUUUUCAUUGAAGCUUUCAAUACUGUUUCUGACACAAUGCUUCUGAACAAAAUGCCCAGCCUACAGUUAACCAAAAAACAUAAAGUGAUGUGUGAGCAGUUGGCUGAUGGGAUCGGUCCAAAGGGUUAUAGUAAAUUGAGUUACAUCAGGAUGGUAGCUGCUCACUAGUGCAGUUCCCCAGAGCUCCAUUUUAAAUCCAGUUCUCUUCAAUGUUCUCAUAAAUUACUUGUAUGUAGGAGGUGUUUUGAGCAAGUCUGCUGAUGAUACUAAAUUGGGAAGAGCUACUGACUCCGUUGAGGGUGAAGAGGCCUUGCAGAGAGAUCUUGACAAAUUAGAGGACUGGGCAAUCACCAACAAGAGCAAGUGCGGGAUUCUGCACCUGGGAAAGUUCAGAUUGCUGAACUAGAGGCUGGAAAGCAGCCCCAUGGAAAGGGAUCUGGAAGGUUCAGGUUUAUGGCAAGUUGAACAUGAGCCAGCAGUGUGCCCUGACAGCCCAAAGGGCCAACCAUACCCUGGGGUGCGCCAGGCCUGGUACUGCUGGGCAAGGGGAGGGGUUGUUCCGCUCUGCUCUGCGCUGUGCAGCCUCCCCUGCACUGGGUGCAGGGUGCUACAGUGGGUGCUACAAUGUAAGAAGGACAUGAAACUAUUAGAGAGCGUCCAAAGGAAGGCAAUGAAGCUGGUGUAAAGUCUGGAGGGUAAGUUGUAUGAGGAGCGACUGAGGUCUCUUGGUUGGCUCAGCGCAGAGCAGAGGAGCUGAGGGGGGACCUGACAACGGGUGCAGCUCCUCACAGGGAGCAGAGGGGCAGCGCUGAGCUCUGCUCUGUGUGACAGCGACAGGGCCCGAGGGAACGGCGUGGAGCUGCGUCAGGGGAGGGCGGCUGAGGGUCAGGGAAAGGGGCUGCACCACAGGGCGGUGGGCAGGGAACGGGAUGCACAGGACUGUUAAUACUUAUUAAUACUUGCACCCUCAGGAUUGCAAACUGACUAUUUUUAAGUAGUUUUCUGUGGUAAUCCAAUGCAAGCAGGCAUUCUUCCAUUUCCUUCCUUCUCAGUCACAAUCAAACCCAAUAACAGUUUUUAACUGUAUUUGUUACAAAGCUAGACAUUCAAAGAUUAAAAUGUGUAUGCAAAUUUUGUGAAACUCAGUAAUCAUUAAUAGAAUUUCUGUUCCUGCUAGAAAAGCUGGAGUCCUUUGCUUUACCCAGGAGUUACUUGUUCUGUUUAAACUGCUAUAACAUAGAUAGCUGCUAAGUUCUUGAUACUACCUUAAAGCCAGGCACAAAAUAAUUCUGCUUCUGAACUAGAUUGCAAUCUGGGUCAAGGCAGAGGCCUGGAAGUACUGGUGGAAAAGAAAAGAAAACAUUGGAAGGCAGGGAAAAUGAGGAGAGCCUGCUGUAAUUAUGUUAUAUAAAUAUAUAGGAAACGAGGCCUUGCUUAUUGCAGCGUUAGUGGAAAAAUCUUGUCUAGUUUCAGUUUCACACCUAGUUCAUUUUGAUAAAUGUGUGAAAAUCUAGCAUUUAGCAAUUGGAGAAACUGAAUACAAAAUCACAAGUCUUCUUAUUACUUUCUUGAUCAUCUCACACCAUCAAUUAUUUUAACCUAACACAGUUCAUUACCACUUCAUUUUUUUUCCAUCUGUGAUUGUAUCCACUCCUCAUGACUGAAAAGAUUUAGUACAAAACAGGCAUCCUGUGGUGUCAUGUGCUGCAACAUAUCAGUACUCUGCAGACGUGCAAGUGCCAAAUGUGAGUGGCAAUCAUGCAGACAAUCAAUCACUCAGGCGAGUCAUGCAGACUUUGCUCUUAUUUGAAAAGGUGCGGUCUCAGUUUCACUAUGCGAAGUACCGUUCCAGGCUGCAGUCUGUCAAUAGGUUAUGUCGUCUCUACCUGGACUGUGUAAGUGCACAAGCUUAAAAUGUUUGCCUGGAUAAGAUUAUGUGCUUUGGCUCAAAUUGGCUCUGAAGAGUCAACCUGCAACCAGACAUCGUGUGCACCAGCAUGAGAGUAGAGAUUACUGGAAUACAGGGAAUGUCAGGACCCCAAAGCAAGAAUAAAAAGGAAGCUUUGAAAGGUGAAAUUUGUUUAUGUUGUUUUUU